Messenger RNA from Aureobasidium subglaciale EXF-2481, 495 nucleotides. RefSeq lists its product as uncharacterized. The coding region runs from base 1 to 495 and encodes 164 amino acids. Lineage: Eukaryota; Fungi; Ascomycota; Dothideomycetes; Dothideales; Saccotheciaceae. The transcript has a single exon. Gene Ontology annotation, cellular component: mitotic spindle pole body; DASH complex; mitotic spindle polar microtubule. The record is from RefSeq and is a predicted model, not a curated record. Gene Ontology annotation, biological process: mitotic sister chromatid biorientation.
AUGACCUCGACAACGCCCACAUCGGCGCCGCCGUCGCGCGCUCGCUCAGCAUCACGAACUCGCAACAAUCUCCCCUCACGACCAACAACUCCUCUGCGGCCACACUCACGCACAAGUCUCCGUGCCUCAAUCGCAACUCCCACAAAUGGAUGCCAAUUCUCCGACCAAGCUGUCCCGCUCGAAGCACUCGAACCAGCCUUUGGGGAACUCGCAGAUGGCAUGGCCGAUCUGGAAGCCAACAUGAUGCACCUCCAAUUGCUGCACGAGAGUCUGAACCGCUUCAACGAAUGCUUUGGCGCUUUUCUCUACGGCAUGAAUAUGAGUGCCUUCUGCGUCGACUUCCCGGAAGCUCCUGGUAUCGAGAGUUUCAAGCGCGCCGCUGAAGCUGCGAAGAAUCAGGCACAUCAGGAUAAUGCCAUGUCUGCUGAGGUCCACCAUCGCGAGCGGGACGUGGACGCUACCUUCCUGUGCGUUGCCCCAGACUUGACACGCUGA